Colletotrichum spaethianum is the source of this 303-nucleotide messenger RNA. RefSeq lists its product as uncharacterized. The record is from RefSeq and is a predicted model, not a curated record. Lineage: Eukaryota; Fungi; Ascomycota; Sordariomycetes; Glomerellales; Glomerellaceae. The transcript has a single exon. Bases 1 to 303 code for a protein of 100 amino acids.
AUGCUUUUCGAGCGCCACCAGUCAACUUCAACCCAUCCAAAAGCGUGCGGCAUCAGCCAGCGUACCACUGAGAUUCUUCGUGUCAUGGACGUUAGCGUGUCGCAGAGUAAAGCCGAGAACCUCGCAGCAGGUACGGCAUUAUUCGACAAAGGGCACCCCGAAUACGCGGAGAAGCAGCGACUUAUCCAAUUGGCAUUACAAGCGUUGGAUACCGAGUUCAAGACACCAAAGUACGAAGCAGGCUGGUUCUAUCCAAGCGCAGAUAUCGACUCUGAAGGUGGAGCGACGCAUGGAGGGCAAUAG